Bactrocera neohumeralis is the source of this 1727-nucleotide messenger RNA. RefSeq names its product 5-methylcytosine rRNA methyltransferase NSUN4. Gene Ontology annotation, molecular function: methyltransferase activity. Gene Ontology annotation, biological process: rRNA methylation. Lineage: Eukaryota; Metazoa; Arthropoda; Insecta; Diptera; Tephritidae. The coding region runs from base 157 to 1653 and encodes 498 amino acids. The transcript has 4 exons. Gene Ontology annotation, cellular component: mitochondrial large ribosomal subunit. The record is from RefSeq and is a predicted model, not a curated record.
UCGUACGGUAUUUUGAGCAUGUUUUUGUUUUGAUAAUUGGUAACUUAGAAUAUUCCUACUGUGGGUAGCAGUUAGGAAACAAACACAUAAGUACAUAUUUGCUGCAAUAGUCGAGUAUGAGUGGAAAACGUUUCUUAUAAAUAAACAUCUUUAAAAAUGUUACGAGCUAAGAGCCUAGUUUAUUUGCAAAUGAGAUUGAAAAGUCAGCGAUGGGCAUUCAAAGGAAAAAAAACGAAUACUCAGCGAGCUCUAGAAAGUUUCGAUGACUUUUAUGGAUCAGUUUUUGGUAUUCGUUGGAAAAACAUUCGGGCAGCGUUAUUAACGGAGCAUAAAUAUAUAGCUGUAGUAAAUAACUUUGGUGAUGCAGAUAAAACUUGCAAUGGAAUGGAAUUAAACGGGGCUCUAAAUAUAAAAUCUCUAAUAAAAGUAGUAGAAGAUCGCCUUGGGCGCAAUAACAAACUGUCGAUAAAUGGUUCAAAUAAUACGCUAGAUGAAAACCUAUUCAAAGUACUAUGUAGGCAAGAAGAACGUGAGAAACAGUCGUUAUAUCCUAUGAGUUCAAUAGCAGAAGCAUCCGUCCAGCUGCAGUACUGUGCAGGCAACGCGACAGAAUUUAAAAGCAAUUCAGAGAAUGGAGAGAAUCAAAAAUUUAUAGAAAGUCUAGAAAUGGCGUUUGAAAAUGAUACUCAAUUAGCAAAUAGCCGAAUAAUAGAUCCACAGUAUGGGACAGGGGGCUUAUAUGAGUUUAUGCCGGCAAACAAAAUAAAAGGAAUGGAAGAUUGGAUACCUGAAUCAGAUCAUUAUAAAUACUAUUCUACAAAUACUGAUUUUCCUUUAAAAUUUGAGUUGGAAACGGAGUUGUGUUAUCCAGAUAAUCUUAAAUUAUACACCUACGAGAUCGGGAAUUGUUCCGAAUUCAUUACGCCAAAAAAAUGUUUAACAGGUGCACUCUCACAUUAUCUAUUAGAUGGUGCAUCAGUGCUGCCGCCAUUAUUUUUAGACAUUAAAGAAGGUGAGCGCGUAUUGGAUGCUUGUGCCGCACCAGGUGGAAAAUCGCUUAUAAUGCUACAAACCCUUUUCCCAGACACUUUGAUAUGUAAUGACAUACAAGAAUCGCGUCUCAACCGAAUUCGUAAAGUAAUGCAAGAGUACAUAUUUGACUAUAAAGAGAAGUGGGAAAAUAAACGGAUAGUUUUCAACCAAUGUGAUGCAAAAUAUAUGGAUAAUUACGAGAGCUUUGAUAAAAUUCUGGUAGAUGUACCAUGUACUACAGACCGCCAUUCUGUGACCGUAAAUGACAACAAUAUAUUUAAAUCGACUCGUAUAAAAGAGCGACUACGGAUUCCAGAACUACAAGCUGACAUCCUCUCGAAUUGUUUACGACUAUUAAAACCAGGUGGCAGCUUAAUUUAUUCAACAUGUUCACUUUCACCUGUGCAGAACGAUGGAGUUGUACAUAUGGCGCUACAGAAGGCUUUUAACGAAAAUGGUAUAACCGCUACAGUUAAAGAUUUAAGUUACAUAAUUAAGUUCUUCGAGGACAUAUUUAAAUUCGAAAACCAUAGGGUUCUAAAGUAUGGACAAAUGGUGCUCCCCUAUUUGCCAGCUAACUAUGGCCCAAUGUAUUUCUGUAAAUUAAUGAGAAAUAUGUAAUUUGACAAAAAUAAGAUAUAUUUUUUUGCAUAAGUUAAGUUAAUUAUAUAACAAUUUGUAUAAGUAAAUUACAA